Messenger RNA from Toxoplasma gondii ME49, 2900 nucleotides. RefSeq names its product actin-like family protein. The coding region runs from base 828 to 2792 and encodes 654 amino acids. Lineage: Eukaryota; Apicomplexa; Conoidasida; Eucoccidiorida; Sarcocystidae. The record is from RefSeq and is a predicted model, not a curated record. The transcript is spliced from 12 exons.
AAGCUCUUCUCGACGAGAAGAUAACAGGGGUUCGUUGCGUCGCGGCACUGCGCGUUGUGGAGACAGAGAGACACCGGGAAACGCACACCUUGGAGCAGACGCUCCCGCUCGCUGCGCAUCCAGAGAGAGAAACGAGGCAGAGUCUUCUCUCCUCACUUGUUCAGCAAACAAAGAUGGAACUUCCAGCGAGACACGGUUCUCGUCCACGCUCCGUUUUCCCUCUCCUCCUCUUUGUGUACCCCUCUGUGCCGGCGAGUUCGCUCGACCGUCCUGUCUGACAAGACACAAGGGCGCGUCGUGGAGAACAGACCCAAACAGGAGGGUCGAGGCUUGCUUCUGGACCCCAGGGUUUUCGAAUUUUCUCGUCUCUGUCUCCGCAGCCAGCGGAAAAAAUUCGCCGAUUCUGACGGAUGGAUACCCCAACAGCCUGCACACCACAGAAUGAGAACGUUCGCUGCCUACGCGGCGGGUCGCACCAUACGUCUUCCUUUUUCCCCCUUUGAUUCAGUCUAAAGCAGACACUCUCUCCGAUCCGCGACGAUACCUUGCCUUCUCCCUCGGCUCCGAACCUGCUCUUCCCUACCUUCUUCGCUGCCGUGUUUCCUCCCUCUCCUCUUGUCCCCAUAGUCUGCGUCUCGUUCCUUCGCGGCUGUCGGCUUUUGACCUCCCUCUUGUUCUCCGCGUACUUAUUCCUCCCGUUUCCUCUCUUCUUUUCUCCCUCCUGUUCUCUCUCUUCUUCUCUCCCUCCAGCUUCUCUGUGGCUGGUUCUCCCGCGUCGCGGCCUCCUCUGUGUGCGGCCGGUGGCUGUCGGGUCCUUCUUCGUCGCUAUGGAAGAAGCGUCUGGCGGGGCGCCACCCGCCGGCAGUUUUUUCUCUUGGCUGCGGGAGCGCGAGGCGCAGCAGCUGCAGGCCGAAGCGCAGCAGCUGCAGGCCGCAGCGCCGCAGCAUCCGCGGGAGGGCGAGGAAGCGAGCAAGCAAGGAUUCUUUUCCUGGCUUCGCACCCGCCAGGAGGACGACGCCAUCUGGAAAUGUAGUUGGGAUGUCCCUGCCUCCUCCCUCGAGCGGAGAAAGGACCGUGACGAGCACGAGCCGAUCCUCGUCUUCGACCUCGGCGCUUACCACCUCAGGGCGCAUGUAGCAGAGCGCGGCGGCGAGGGCGAAGAGCAAAGCUCGAUUCUCCCCAGCUGCGUCCGGCGACCUUGGUCAGGAGACGGCGGAUACCUCUCAGGUUGCGAACGGGGCGCGGUGCAGAACUGGGAAGAAGUUGAAGACGUCUUGGUCGAUACGCUGGAGAACCAUAUGUCACUUGGAACUGGACGCCGCACAGACGGCGUAAAGCGCUUCCUGGCCUGCGUCAGCAGUCUGCGUUCGCCUGCCCACUUUGCUCGUCUGGGCGAGAUUGUAUUUGAACUUCUCGACGCUCAACAGUUCCUCAGCGUCGACCAGGACCUGCUGUCUGCCCUGGCUAUCUGCGGGUGCAGCUCCGCCUGGAGAGUCUCCGGAGAAGAUCCGUUUGCUGCCGCCGCAGGGCGGCUCUGCAGACAAAUGCAGAAUUUCACGGGAGUUGUUAUCGACGUAGGAAGUUCCGUUUCUCGGAUUUCGCCUCUCCUCUCGGGUCUCGCCAUUUCAGGCGUCGUCGUCGAGUUGCCGCUCGGCGGCCGGGACCUCGACUUGCUGAUUCGUGACGAUCUUCUCGCGCAAAAUGAACGGCUCGAAAGAAGAAGCCGGAACGAAGACGGUGUCCAAGGGAGACCCGGUAGGUCGGGAUCGACCGUCGACCACUGCGACUUCUUCCGAGCGGCAGAGAGCACGCAGGCGAGUCGGCGCGAGGCGGCCCACUGGAAUGUUGUAUCGUUGACGGCAGCGAGACAGGGAAAGGAGCAACUUGUCUACUGCGUGGAAGACCCCGCCGCGAGCGACUCUGGAAGCUACGCCGUGCUGCAGGCCGAAACCGCUUUCUGUGCGGCUCAUCCGGCGAGCUACGAGGUUCGCCUACGCCGGAGAGACUGCCGCCAGUCUGUCGAUGCGGAUUCGACAGCAUUCAAAACUGGCCAGCGGCGCUCGUCCACUCCACUUGUGCCUCCCGAGUCUUCGAGUUCGCGUUUCCCCUCGUCGUCACUCUCGUCUUCUUCUCUCUCUUCUCCUUCCUCUUCGUCUCCUUCAUCUGCUCUCUUUUCCUUCCCCCCGCAGACUCAGGCCUCCCUCCUUCGUGAGGUGCAGAUGUCCGAAGGGAUUUCGUCGAACGCCAAAAGAGAGUGUGCGUCGCGCUGCAUCUCUCCCCUCGCGUCUCUGGAGACUGGGGAGGUGAUGCAUGCAGGUGGACGGCACCUCAAUUGCCUCACAGCCUCGCGCGUCCAGGCAUCUGAACUGUUUUUCGAUAAACCGUUUCUUGCGGACUACCGACGCCGCCAUCACCGCGGCGGGAUGGACAAGCUGGAUGGGGAUACGCUUCCUGAGGCCCUGCUGGAGGCGGUGGAGAGGUGCCCUCUCGACCUCAAGCGAGAGCUGCUGGAAAACAUCUAUUUGGUCGGUGGAUCGUCGCUGAUUCCAGGCUUCGCGGCGCGACUCCAGGCAGAAGUCACGAACCAUCUUCGCCGUCAGAAAGCGCACUGCUCCAUUCUGCCGAGAGUCCACGUCAUGCCGUCUCCCCUGCAGCUCCACUCAGUGGUCUCAGGAGGUUUUCGCUUUGCUCUCGGUCCUCAGUUUGAUCUCAACCAUAUCAACCGUCAGCAGUACGAGGAGUACGGAACGUCGUUUCUCGAGCGAUUCAGCGUCAGAGGUCGUCUGAGAUGAGUCGCGCGGUGCGCCCCCAACGCAGAGAAUUCGGAAACCAUCCGAUGUUCAAAUAUGUGGAGGUGGAAAUAUGAAAACAAACAUAUGUCGAAGUCCUUGAACGUCAGC